This is a messenger RNA of Aspergillus udagawae, 582 nucleotides long. RefSeq lists its product as uncharacterized. The transcript has 4 exons. Bases 1 to 582 code for a protein of 193 amino acids. Lineage: Eukaryota; Fungi; Ascomycota; Eurotiomycetes; Eurotiales; Aspergillaceae. The record is from RefSeq and is a predicted model, not a curated record.
AUGGAAGAACAGAGCCAGCAUAGCACUCCCUUUACUGAGUUCAUUUACCAUCCAGCACGCGGAUUCCAAACUUGGCAAGAGCUUUGCACACACAUCCGAAGAGAGGUUCUUCAAGCACAAUCCUCAACUGAAAUUGACUACAUUUCGGUUUCCCCCGACUGGGGCCCAGUGAUUGUUGACUCGCUAGACGAGGACGGGGACGUCGAACGCUUAAACGCCGCCCCAUGGGCGAUUCAAAGCCCCGUACUCGGGUUCGAGGAAGACACCCAACUUCUUGCCCAUCCAUAUGUGAAUGUCGUUGUGAUAAUCAUGUAUGCUCGCAAAGGCAACACCAGUCAAGUGGAAGGCAAAGCUGAACUCUACGUUCGAGACGCAGAUGGCAACCCAGCCCUCCAGUACGAAGCAACCAUCUUUCCCGCGACUCAGUCCGAGUGCUCACUUGGCAUCAGUGCCGGAGAUCUCUUCGGCCCAGUUCUCCCCCAAGGUCUGCAAGCCAACACAGUUCUCCCCUUGAGCAUCGAUAAUCUUCGAAGUCAGGCUCAUGAUGCAAUGGUGCACAUGGACAUGGUGCCUGCAACUUAG